Guyanagaster necrorhizus is the source of this 1800-nucleotide messenger RNA. RefSeq names its product glucuronyl hydrolase. The coding region runs from base 408 to 1790 and encodes 460 amino acids. The record is from RefSeq and is a predicted model, not a curated record. The transcript has 10 exons. Gene Ontology annotation, biological process: polysaccharide catabolic process. Gene Ontology annotation, molecular function: chondroitin hydrolase activity. Lineage: Eukaryota; Fungi; Basidiomycota; Agaricomycetes; Agaricales; Physalacriaceae.
CCACUCUAUUCGAGCCGUUUUUUUCCCUUUUCUAAGGGAAAUCUAUUUGGCUUCACUCUCCAGAGUUCCCCAGGACCAGGACCCAGACCCGGGCAAAUAUUGGACGUGUGUAUUGCGAAUCCUCCAGGGUAUGUACAUGUAGUACUUAAAAAUUCCGUAUAACCAACUUCCAUAUUUUACCGGACAUUCAACGGAUCACAUGAGGUCAACUUUGCCAUCGAUAUCAGUGUCUGUUGCACCUGUACCGUUGUCACUGGACCCUGCACGACGGAGCGCCUAGAAGUGUUGACUAAGCGAAGGAGAGACCUCAGCUCUCAAGUCUCUCUCGUUGGUAGUCAGCGAUGAGCGGACUGGUUUUGGAUCAUCUUCGCAUAAAAGCCAGCUUCGUACUGUAAGACGCCUUCACAAUGCCCAACGAAAUGUGGUCCUUCAUCGACAUCCUUGCUUCCGCUUUCCUCGUCGCUCAUCUCGCCUUUGCGCAGACUGUCACAACGGACCUUUACUCAUCCCUGAUCCCUUCCAAGGUUUUGGCCACCGCAAACAAGUUGAAUAACCAGUUCCCUCAGUAUACCGACUCGACCGCAGGAGUUUGGCAGUUGUUCAGUGCGGACACCUGGACCUCUGGAUUCUUCCCCGCCACGCUGUAUGCGCUGGAAACACGCCAGAGCCUGUGCGAGGCGACCUCUGCGAAUGGGCUAAACGCGGCGGAUUGGGCCGAACUGGGACGGCAGACAAGCGCUGGGUUGGCCCCCCUGACGACGAGCAAUAGUGUUGGACACGAUGUGGGGUUUUUGAGUUUCCCGUAUGUGGAGGAACUAAGCAUCCAUCCAGACAACACCACAGCGGCUGACAUUGUGAAUGGCUUUGCGACAUAUCUGGCUGGACGAUUCAAUCCUACUGUGGGGUGCACGAGAAGUUGGGAUUCGUCUGAUCCUACGGAUUUCGUGGUGAUUAUUGAUAAUAUGAUGAACCUCAAUGUCCUCAUGGUCUCUGCCCAAUUAACCGGGAACUCGACGUUGAGAGACAUCGCUACUUCGCACGCCAACACGACCAUGAAAAACCAUAUACGAGACGAUGGUUCGACGUGGCACGUAGUAGAAUAUAACGCCACAACGGGUGCCGUUAUAGACAAAAUAACAAGCCAAGGAUAUGCUGACAAUAGCACAUGGAGUCGCGGACAAGCCUGGGCGGUAUAUGGAUAUGCAAAUAUGUACAAUUGGACUGGGGACAGCAAUUAUCUGGUGACAGCCCGCCAUGCAGCUACAUAUUUCCUCGACACUCUUCCUUCUAAUGGAAUCGUACCAUGGGAUUUUAACGCUCCAGUGGAGAAUCGUCCAGCGGAUUCUUCUGCAGCCACAAUCGUGGCAACUGGUCUUCUGUUACUCUCCAAGGUUGAGACCGAUCCCACGAACAGUACAAAUUGGUCUACUGCUGCUAUCAGUAUUUUGAACAAUAUCACGUCGCUAGCUUGGGAUCCUUCCUGGGAAAGUUUACUGGCGAAUGGGACGGUGAAUAAGCCUGCGAACAACUACCUGACUGGGACCGUUUAUGGAGAUUACUAUUACAUCGUUGCCGGCAAUGAGCUCAUUUCGAUGGGCCUCGCGAACUGCACGACACUCGCAACCACCAACACCAACACUACCAAUACUAACACCACUUCCCCAUCCUUACUUCCCUUUCUCCUUAUUUUGAUACCCUUACUGCUACUUAAAUCUACUGACUUAUGCUACGUCUGGCUGGUACCGCCUUGUUCUGCAGUGAAAUUAUUGAAAAAUUCGACCACAGGUUGAUUCUCUCUGC